This is a messenger RNA of Thunnus maccoyii (southern bluefin tuna), 1329 nucleotides long. Its product is annotated as transmembrane protein 237A-like. The transcript has 11 exons. Gene Ontology annotation, biological process: cilium assembly. The coding region runs from base 37 to 1188 and encodes 383 amino acids. Gene Ontology annotation, cellular component: ciliary transition zone. Lineage: Eukaryota; Metazoa; Chordata; Actinopteri; Scombriformes; Scombridae. The record is from RefSeq and is a predicted model, not a curated record.
UUUAAGCUAAAUGCUAAUGUCAGUGACAAUGCUAAAAUGCUGAUGGCAAGCAGAAACAUCACUAUGCCAACGGUCAAGAGCAAGAAGAAGAAGCCGAAGAAAGAGGUCAACGAUGGAGAGGAGCAGGCGGAAGUGGGUCUGGAGGUCGAGAUGGAAGAAAUGACCAAUAGGAGUCAUUCUGAAAGCAGAGACCCUUUGACCCCAGAGCCGCAGGAUCCAGCACCACAGAAAAAGAAGAAAAAAAAGAAGGCGCCUACUAUCGAUCAGGAAGCAGAGAAUGCUGAUAUGCCAAACGGUGACAUGUCUGAACCAAUGAUGGACGGAGAGGAAAUGACUGUUGCUGUAACCAGAAGGACGAAAAGGAAGAGGAAGGCGAAGGCGACUGAGCACUACAGCAAUGAUCUGGGCGCCGAAGAUGAUGAUAUCAUCACAGAUGCCCAGUCACCCAUCCCCCAGCAUUCCCUGUUCUCUGCCCCCCACGGACACAGCCAGCCAGUUGGCAAAGUCUUCGUGGAGAGGAACCGGCGUUUCCAGGCAGAGCGAGUUGAGCAGCUCCGACAUUCAGAGCUGAUGGACGACUACAUGGACCCCAGACAGAUCUGGACCACAAGAGACAUUGCUAUGAGGGUCCACAGUGGCUUCAGGGUGAUUGGUCUGUUCUCUCAUGGUUUCCUAGCUGGCUACGCAGUGUGGAACAUAAUUGUUGUGUAUGUGUUGGCGGGUGAGCAGAUGACCACGCUGCCCAACCUGCUGCAGCAGUACCACCCUCUAGCCUACCCGGCUCAGUCUCUGCUCUACCUGCUGUUGGCCAUCAGCACGGUGUCUGCAUUCGACAGAGUGAACCUGGCCAAAGCUUCCAUGGCCCUGAGAGGAUUCCUCACCCUGGACCCUGCUGCUCUGGCCUCUUUCCUGUAUUUCAUAGCCCUGAUUCUGUCCCUCAGUCAGCAAAUGACCAGUGAUCGCAUCAACCUUUAUCCUACCGCCAAUGAGACUCUGUGGCCUCCGGGUUCAGAGCAGCAGAUCCUACGGCCGUGGAUUGUAGUGAACCUGGUGGUGGCACUGUUGGUGGGCCUGGCCUGGGCCGUUGUCUCUACACGGCCAGACAUCGACUAUACAGAAGAGUUUUUGAUGACAAUGGAAGUAGAGGGAUACCCGAGAGGAGACGAGAACCUGGACAUUCCUGCCUGAACACCUGUAAACCUCUCCCUGUCUGUUCUCUGGUCAUAUAUUGAUAUGUCACUGUCUAACUCUCAGUAUUCUUGUCAUUUGAUGUAUGUUUUUGUACAAUGUGUCAUCUAGCACUUAAUUUUCCUGAGUGUGAUUUUGUAA